This is a messenger RNA of Lachnellula hyalina, 2799 nucleotides long. RefSeq names its product Cutinase transcription factor 1 alpha. Bases 1 to 2799 code for a protein of 932 amino acids. Lineage: Eukaryota; Fungi; Ascomycota; Leotiomycetes; Helotiales; Lachnaceae. Gene Ontology annotation, molecular function: DNA-binding transcription factor activity, RNA polymerase II-specific; DNA binding; zinc ion binding. The transcript is spliced from 5 exons. Gene Ontology annotation, biological process: regulation of DNA-templated transcription; DNA-templated transcription. The record is from RefSeq and is a predicted model, not a curated record.
AUGGAUACCGCCAUGGCUUCGAGCGACCAGCCGCAGUCGCAAUCCAACGGCUACGGGGGGCCACCAGCUGCGAAUGCGACAAACCCAAUUUCAGCAUCACCGCAGCACACGCAGGCACCACCGCGCCCAAAUCCUAUGCCCAACAACCAAACACCAGGCCACCCAAGUUUCAGAAGUCAAAACCGCAUAAUUGCUAACCAGAUACCAUGUUAUCCACAGACAUGCCAUGCAAGAAAGGUGCGAUGCGAUGCCGCCAGUUUGGGAGUGCCAUGCACAAACUGCGUGGCUUUCUCUAUAGAAUGCCGGAUCCCGACACCCAAACGAAAGAAGACUGCUGUUGCGGGAAAGGCAAAGGAUUCUGAUAGCGAUCGAGGAGACACCAUCGAAGACGGCAGGUCUCCAGGGAAUGACUCCCCCACGACUAAUGAACGAAGUACAAGCGCAUUUACUGCUACUGUCGCAGAUGGCACGCCUCCUACGUCCCUCACCGACGCUCAGUAUCGCCAGAGGGCGGAGGAUGAUGGCAUGUAUGCCCAAUUUAUGAAGCCGAAGUUCACAAGGGCUCCGAUCAAGGAAGCGGGCAGAGUGGCAUAUCUGGGAGAAUCUUCGAAUUUGACAUUACUGGUUCAUGAUAGACACGGAAUGUCAGAUGUGGUCCAUUACCCUUUACCGGAGAAUGUGAGAGGCACUCGUGCAAGGUUGACAGAGUUGGACAAUGUGGAAAUCGACAUCUUGCAUCAGCGAGGCGCUUUCUUACUUCCUCCGAGAGGUCUUUGCGAUGAGCUUGUCGAUGCCUAUUUCAAAUGGGUUGCCCCGAUCGUCCCUGUUAUAAAUCGAAACCGUUUUAUGAAACAAUAUCGAGAUGCGAAGAACCCUCCUUCGCUGUUGUUGCUGCAGGCUAUGCUCCUGGCAGGAUCCAGAGUGUGCACCAACCCACAACUUAUGGAUGCAAAUGGGUCGACGACACCGGCUGCGUUGACUUUUUACAAGCGGGCGAAAGCUCUUUACGAUGCCAAUUAUGAAGAUGAUCGUGUUACUAUCGUCCAAGCUCUCGUUCUCAUGGGAUGGUACUGGGAAGGUCCGGAAGAUGUUACUAAGAAUGUAUUCUACUGGAGUAGAGUUGCUACAAUUGUCGCCCAGGGCUCAGGUAUGCAUCGAAGCGUUGAAGGUUCACAACUCAACAGGGCCGACAAAAGACUUUGGAAGCGGAUUUGGUGGACCCUUUUCACUCGCGAUCGAUCAGUUGCUGUCGCUCUAGGCCGCCCAGUUCACAUCAAUACUGACGAUUCUGAUGUCGAAAUGGUUUGCGAGGAGGAUUUCAUCGAGGACGAAGGCGACGAGUUUCCUCCGGAUCCCUUCCAUGUUCAAUUUUUCCUCCAAUACGUUAAGCUGUGCGAGAUUAUGGGACUGGUGCUCUCGCAGCAGUAUUCCGUGGCUUCAAAGGCCCGUCGUCAGAAUGCUAUUGACCUCACUCACAGUGACAUGGCUCUGGCAGACUGGCUUCAGAAUUGCCCAAAGGAGGUAUCUUGGGAACCGAAUCGACCUCACUUCUGGUCUGGCUUGCUCCAUUCAAAUUAUUACACCACUCUUUGCUUGUUGCACCGAGCGCAUAUGCCCCCCGCGACCAACAGAGCUGCAGGAUGGGAAGACAAUGCGUAUCCAUCUCGAAAUAUUGCCUUUCAAGCGGCUGCAAUGAUCACCUCGAUUAUUGAAAACCUCAGUGCGCACGAUGAACUCCGAUAUUGCCCAGCAUUCAUCGUGUACAGUUUGUUCUCUGCGCUCAUCAUGCACGUGUAUCAAAUGCGGUCGUCGGUGCCUUCAGUUGUGCAAGCAACUCAAGAGCGAUUGCGGAUUUGUAUGAAUGCUCUGAAAGAUGUUUCGAAAGUGUGGUUAGUUGCAAAGAUGGUUUAUACACUUUUCGAGUCUAUUCUGGGCAACAAGGUCUUGGAAGAGCGACUUCAGAAGGCAGCUGGCAAGCGUCAUAAGAAAAUGGCCCAGAAUUUAUCUCAAGGCAUAGCUCAGAUCAAGAAGGAAGAUUCGGGAAAGCGAAAGUAUGAUGAUAUGGCACUUGACUUUGGUGUAAAUAGCGGACCAGCUCCUCAAGAGUCGUACGAACGAUCUCGACCGCAAACUCCGAGUCACACACCUUCACGUGAGCAAGCUGGUGGCCCGAUGGCACCUCCUAUCUCAUCUCCCAACGGUAGACAUAACACAGACACUUUUAUGGGUGGUACAAACUCUCGACCUCACACCAGACCUCCCACGCCUUUCAAUCCGUCAUUCUCUGUACCCGCCACGCCUCCAGAUCUCUACCUCGUAACCAGAAACUCCCCUAACCUUUCGCAAUCCAUCUGGGAGAACUUCCAACCCGAUCAGCUCUUUCCCGAAGGCUCAGCAAACAUGCACGCAAGCCAAUUCUCACCACCCCAAACCCACCACAACCUAGACCCGAACCUAAUGCAACCACACAUGAACGUCUCUCCACAACAAAUGCCAACCCAAGCCCAAGGCGGGCAGCUCCCACAACGAAUGCGCGGUGCUGCUCCGGGUAUGGGCGGUAGUCCACAGAUGCUCCAGCCUAGUGUCGCGGGAUACCAGGCGGCGCCACAUAAUGUGUGGCAAGGGGGAUUUGAUCCGAAUAUUGCACCGGGUGAUCAUGGACAUAGUCCAAGUGAUACGAUAAGUAAUGCUAGUGCGCAGGCCGUGCCUAUGACUAUGAAUGUUGAGGAUUGGUUUCAAUUCUUUGGCAUAAAUGGUGAUUUGAGCGGGAUGAAUGGCGAUACUACGCCUCUCGUUUAA